GGGUGAGAGGGAAAAAAUGAAGUCAAUUAUACGACACCCCGGCUCUCCGAACCUCCCUCCUCUCCCUUCUGCUACUACUACAGCUGGUGGCUCCUCAUGCGCCGCGGCGCUGCGAAGCCUUCACCGGGCACACCGGCUGCAGUCCGAAGGCAUGUCGGCUGGGGGCUGUGACGGGACGGCGGAGAGGCCAGCAGAUCCCGCUGCAGAGGAUGAAGGGCCAAGCCAAGCAGGCUCCUCGCUGCCAGCUGUCGAGCUGCCAAGGAAACGAAAGGGAGAUGUGGAGGAGAGGUCAGACGCGCAUGUACAAUCUCACAGGCAAAGCCUCGACAUCCAAAUGGACGAUGACCUCAGCAGAUCUGAAGGGGAGGAUCAGCAAGUCAAAAUGAAAUGCUUCAGGGAGCCUCACCGUCAAAUUGAGAAGCGGCGGAGAGACAAAAUGAACAAUCUGAUUGAUGAGCUGGCUGCCAUGAUCCCUGCCUGUCAGCCCAUGGCUCGAAAGCUCGACAAACUCACUGUGCUGCGGAAGGCUGUGCAGCACUUGAAAGCCCUCAAAGCUGGGAUGGGCAGCGCCUUUUCAGAAACCACCUGCAAGCCUUCCAUCCUGCCUCACGAUGACCUCAGACACCUUCUGCUGAGGGCUGCCGAUGGUUUCCUUUUAGUCGUAAGUUGUGACCGGGCGAAAAUCCUGUUCAUCUCCGAAUCCGUCUCCAAGAUCCUCAACUUUAGCCGGUUGGAACUGACUGGGCAGAGCUUGUUUGAUUUCAUCCACCCCAAAGACAUCAACAAAGUGAAGGAACAGCUGUCUUCGUCAGAGAUGUACCCGCGUCAGCGUCUUCUUGAUGCAGCAACUGGGGUUCAGGUCCAGGUGGAUGCUCCUGUCAGAGCGACCCACUUAACCACUGGAGCUCGGCGAUCCUUCUUCUGCCGCAUGAAGCACAGUCGACUGACAGAGAAACAUGAGGACAAACACUCUCUGCCCACAGCUUCAAAAAAGAAAGACGCUUACAGAUUCUGCACACUGCACUGCACCGGGUACAUGCGGAGCUGGCCGAGCAGCCAGCUGGACUCGCUGGAGGCCGACGCUGACAAGGAAAGCUCGACCCUGACGUGCCUGGUGACCAUGUGCCGCCUCUACUCUCACGCGUCCCAUCAGCCUUCCAAAGACAUCAACGUCAAGCCCACCGAGUUCGUCACUCGCUGUGCGAUUGACGGCAAGUUCACUUUUGUAGAUCAACAAGCCACAACCGUCAUUGGUUAUUUGCCGCAGGAAGUUCUCGGCACAUCCUGCUAUGAGUACUUUCACCAAGAUGACCUGCAGCACCUCGCAGGAAAGCACAGGCAAGUGCUUCGAAGCAAAGAGAAGAUUGAGACACAGUGCUACAAGUUUAAAACAAAAUACGGCUCCUACGUUUCCCUCCAAAGUCAGUGGUUUAGUUUCACAAAUCCAUGGACCAAAGAAGUUGAGUUUAUCGUGUCUUUAAAUAGGGUUAUUUCGGGGCCCGGUCACACAAAAGAUGAGGAGGAGGCAGGCAGCUCAAAGGCACUCCAGGACGACAUAAAGCAAAUACCAGUAAUUCCCGGCUUCUCCAGUGGCACCGGCACAAUGAUCUACGCCGGCAGCAUAGGGACCCAAAUCGCAAAUGAGCUCAUCGACUCCUACAGGGUGAACUCAUCUCCAUCGAGCGGAGCUUCGAGUCCGUUUGGCCCAGCCCAGGAGAAAUGUCCACUGGUGUCCCCACAAACCAGCAGGAGUGCAUCCAGCAGAGAGGAGGCAGCAGGCAGUUCAUCACAGUCCCAGUCCCAGUCUGACUCAAGGACGGCAGCAGGGACGAGCAGCUCAACUUCUGAAAGCGCAGGCGAGCCCUCCCAGCUGGACCUGGACAGCAUGGUGGUGCCAGGCCUGAGCAGCUUCAGCAGCGACGAGGCUGCCAUGGCAGUCAUCAUGAGCUUGCUGGAGACGGACGUGAACAUGGGUCAAUCAGGGGAGUUGGAGGAUUUACACUGGCCUUUCUAGAGGGUGCUCAGACUCUCGGCCUCUCUCUCACAUGCUGUUGUGCCGUUUCUUGCCGUUAACUGAGAACUAGGCGGUUCAAUUAAUUCUGAUCUGCCUGAUGCCUGAACUGGCCUUGCACAAUCGAACCUACAGGACUUGUACCAAAAGUCACAACAUGUCAGACUUGAGGACUGCUGAACAGGAAGUGUACAGGAAGUGUUGUGACUGUGAUUAGCUUGCGGGUACUUGGUUUUUGCUUGAAAGAAGGUCUGGUUGAAGAUCCCUUGGAGCCUGCGGUGAUACAGUGUCUUCCUUAGUAACACUUGUGCAUCCUAAAUAGGGGUUGGAGACGAGACCUUCACCAGCAGGGAGAUCUAUUUGCUCUGCUGCCCUUAGUCACCAAGGCCACCAAGGUCUGGAGGAGCAUAGAAGUCCUGUAAUGUGCAGUGCUGCUACAGAAACCUCAAACAUUGACAUUUGUGGAACCUUUGGUACAGUUUUAGGAAUGACUUGUUUUUCAUACAUGGUCUGAUUGUUCAAUUUUUUUUUAUUGUAUGUUAAAGAUUCCCAUCAGACACAUUUUAAGUAAAAGUACAAAAAAAAAAAGAAAAAAAGAAAAAAGAAAAAACUGAUGAGUAAAUUGCUGAAGAAGGUUAAAAGGAAUGUCUACGUUUUAGCUCCUUGAUUAAGAACUGCAGCUAAAUAUGUACAAAUCAGGGCACCUCAGUCCUUGAACAACCACUACUGGUUCAGCUACAUUUCAUUUUGGACAUGCCCAGCACAGCCACACAGUGUGGGGAGAGUUAAAAAUACUGUGUCACGAAUAAAUACUGUUACCCAAAAUUCUGCAGUGAUUCACAAAUGCCAAAUUUUUGUAAGAUCAUAAUUGCAGAAGAAAAAAAGUUAAUUACCUUGUAGUUUCUCUACAAAAAUCUUCUUCUUAGGCACAUUUUGGAUCUAUUGACUUAAUUAGUAUUAUUUAAGUAUUUUGUGAGUUCUUCAUUCUCCAUCGCACUUCACAAACCUGUAGUGGCAGUAAUGGAGUGAAGAAAACAACACAAACUAGAUAGGCUGCUUUAUUUCAGCAGACACUGCUGGGGGACAUGCAGAUCAUGGGCUUUAUUUGAUAACAGACUAUCAGAAUUGCGAGAUUGCCAAAGACACCCAACGCUUUGAAUCACACGUACUGUAUUAUUUAAAAGAAAUUGUGUUCAUUCCUAAUCAUUUGUGUACACAAAUUAUCCAGAAGUGUGUCUGAUUUUAGCCUAGCACUUUUAUCACCUAAUCAGACCACAUGAGCAAAGAUGCUACGUUUAUGCUUAGAGACAAUUGCUUAUCAAAGAAUUAUACCAAUAAUGUGGUUAAAAGUUUUCACAUUAUUAUCUAGCACAACCAACACACAGAUUCCAACUUUGACAAUUAGCUAGCGAUGGGGCUACUAACAAGGAGCGCUAAUGCUACGAGGACCUACGAAGGGAAUGUGUUUCAAGGAGAGCGCUUUACUUCAGGACUGUUUUUACUAAAAUAAAUACUUGAAUAUUGAAUACUGUUUACAGUUCUGAUUGCUGGAUGAAUGGUAGGAAUGGUAGACUCUGUAGUCUUUUUAAAUUUGUUACAUAUGUACCAAAUGUCUGACCACCAUUUAACUGGAAGAAGCUAAACCCUGUAAUAAAUCAGCUUCACAUUUAACAGUUUAACCAAACAAAACAAAUUUGUAUGGAAAGAAUAUCAUGUGCAAGUGUGAUUUUACAAAUCACAGUCAUGUAUUUACAGUUUAGAUGAAUGUGAUUAUGGCCUCCUUGUAAAAAUCCAUAGAUUAAGUAAAAGAGAACACAAAGAAAACAAAAUGAAAGGGUGUUUAUAUUGAGUAUGUAACAAAAAGCUGGUAAAAUAUAUGUUUCUAUUAUGAAUUUACACUAAAGGAUGAGGUUGAAGUCAGCCUGUAGUGUUUGCCCGGUAACAGAGACGUUCUAAUAUGAUGCUAACGUGAUCUCUUGUACAAUGAACUCCUUUGAAGGACUCUGAGGACAGAUUUCCUUUGUUUUGGCCCCAGAAUAGAAAUUAGCUGUGAUAUUUGUGUAAUACAGCCACUCGUGAAUAAUCUCAACAUUGUAGGUAGCUCAGAUAUACUGUCAUUAGCUGUCAGAGGUCAGAAUGCAAGCGGACGUUUAGAUUUGAGCAAAAGCUGUAGCCACAAUCGUUACCGAGCUCACUCUGAGGUUAUAAGAGUGAAAGUAAAGCUGAAUUUUAGUUUAAUUCGCAGUGACUGGCCUCAGUAUAGCUCAUGUAGAGUCUGGUUAUACCACUGGUUCCUCAAAUCUUGAAAGCAUAAUGUGACUCUGUUUUCUUGAAUGCAUGUCGCAUCUGACGGGGUUCAGUUGGAAGUCACAAGUAAGACGCCCUUUUUGGCUUUACAAGGAAAACUCACCACAUACUUUUGCCAUCUGUGCCAUGUGAAAUGGAGACUGAAGCAUGGUGAACAUGCCCUGCUAUCAAAGACAAAGUGUCUGAUGUUUGUAUGUGAUAACUGUUGUCAUUGUAUCUGCUGUAACAGAAAUGAGGGGAAGACUUUGUCAGUAAAAUAGCAUUUUUAAGUAA
Oreochromis aureus is the source of this 4591-nucleotide messenger RNA. RefSeq names its product aryl hydrocarbon receptor nuclear translocator-like protein 2. The record is from RefSeq and is a predicted model, not a curated record. Gene Ontology annotation, biological process: regulation of transcription by RNA polymerase II. The coding region runs from base 17 to 2014 and encodes 665 amino acids. NCBI's taxonomy places the organism in Eukaryota, Metazoa, Chordata, Actinopteri, Cichliformes, Cichlidae. Gene Ontology annotation, cellular component: cytoplasm; transcription regulator complex; nucleus. Gene Ontology annotation, molecular function: DNA-binding transcription factor activity, RNA polymerase II-specific; RNA polymerase II cis-regulatory region sequence-specific DNA binding; protein dimerization activity. The transcript is spliced from 17 exons.